CCUAUGCAAUAGCUGCGUCAAUCCUCUGCACGACUAAUCUUUCAGUCCCAUUGAAGGUGCGUCCAUAAUUUUCUUGUCAUACACUACUAGGGAAUAUACUUCUCUUGAUGUCGCAUACCAUCUAUAGUAGCUGUCUAUUUUUCUCGAUGUAAUUAUCUUUUGGGAUGGUUACACUGCUUAGUGAAAAUAUAUUGUUUUCUGAUGUGUUUUCACUUUGCACUUGCAUGCUGGAACAUGGGAGGAAAAUAACCUCAAUUCAUGGGGCUAAUGGUAGGGCACCCAGGAGGUGCAGCACCGGAUCCGCAUCACCCUCUCCUCCAAGUCCGUCAAGAACCUCGAGAAGGGUGGGUGCCCGGUGAUUGCAGUUGCGCCUGACGCAAAAUCUGGGGCCGCGCGCUGGCGGUCACCUGCGCCCGACGCAAAAUCUGGGCGUAGCUUGGCGCCGGAAUGACAUUUCUCUUCACUGUGUGGAUCUGCGUGCACGCGGGCCGACGGUCCAGACGCCAGCCGAUGGGCAGCCUCGCCGGCGGGGUGGUGGCCAGGCGGCCGCGGUUCCUGUGCAUGCACGUGUUCCGGACCAGCGGCGAGAUCAUGCUGAAGCAGGUGGUGGGGAAUUGGCCCGACGAGGUCACGGUGCGCUUCGACCUCGUCUUCGCCGACACGCCCUUCCCCGCCGAGGGCAUGUCCGACGUUGACGGCAUCUUCGACCCGCCCUACUACGAGUGGUUCCAGUUUGACAAGGUCCUCCACCCUCCACCUUCCCCCUUCCUCCCGUAUUCCCAUUGCCUGAUCUCUACUACGAGUGGUAUGUUAUUCAAAUUUGACUGGGACAUGCAAGUUUUUGAUAGAUUUAACUUUUCUCAGACACUUGAGGCGUGUAGUAACAAUUAAAUUGUAGGUUAAAUGUUGGACUAGAGAAAUAUUGA
Molecule: messenger RNA, 926 nt
Organism: Hordeum vulgare subsp. vulgare (domesticated barley)
Lineage: Eukaryota; Viridiplantae; Streptophyta; Magnoliopsida; Poales; Poaceae
Exons: 1
Coding region: 448-891 (147 amino acids)
Source: RefSeq, a predicted model, not a curated record